CCACAACGGGGUCAUUGCCGUCUUCCAGCGCAAGGGGCUGCCGGACCAGGAGCUUUUCGGCCUCAACGAAGGCGUCCGGCAGCUGCUGAAGACGGAGCUGGGGUCCUUCUUCACGGAGUACCUGCAGAACCAGCUGCUGACGAAAGGCAUGGUGAUCCUGAGGGAUAAGAUCCGCUUCUAUGAGGGACAGAAGCUGCUGGACUCACUGGCAGAGACGUGGGACUUCUUCUUCAGCGACGUGCUGCCCACACUGCAGGCUAUUUUCUACCCCGUGCAGGGCAAGGAGCCGUCGGUCCGCCAGCUGGCCCUGCUGCACUUCCGGGACACCAUCACCCUCAGCGUGAAGCUGGAGGACGCGCUGACCCGCACCCACGCCCGCGUGCCUGCCGCCAUCGUGCAGAUGCUGCUGAUCCUGCAGGGCGUGCAUGAGUCCCGGGCCGUGACCAAGGACUACCUGCGCCUGGAGAUGCUGAUCCAGAAGGUGGUGUCACCCUACCUGGGCACCUACGGCCUCUGCUCCAGUGAGGGCCCCUUCACACACUCCUGCGUCCUGGAGCAGCACCUGCUGCGCCGCUCCCGCUCGGGGGACCCCCCCGAGCCCGGCCCGGGCCUGGCCCACGGCUCCCCGCCGUCCUCCAGCCCCGAGAACCUGGUGGACCACAUCCUGGAGUCCGCGGACUCGGACUCCGAGGGCAUCUUCAUUGACUUCGGCCGACGCGGCGGCUCCGGCGCCUCGCAGUUUGAGGGGCCCGGGGGCCGGCAGAGCAUCGUGUGAGGGCCCCGCGUUCCCGCCGAGCCCGCGAGUGCGCCUGCGUGGUGCGCGCGUGUGAGUUUUUUACGCUGCCCAGUCCAGUCCCGGCUCAGCCCUGGCCACUUGGGCGUUGCUCUCUCCAUUGGAAAAACCAUGGACGCCCCGGCCUCAGCACCACUCCGUUCUGGGGCGCCUGCAUCGGCGGCUCCGCCUGCCUCGCACAGAUGGCCAGGCGCACCGGUCAACCUCAUGUGCGUGGGGCGGGCACCAGCGCCCGCCCACGCCCACACCCAUAGAGACUGUGACUCCAGUGGCACAGCCAGGCCCCCAGAAUGACCCCCACAGCAACGGGGGUGGGUAGCAGACCCAUCCAUCCCCCUCCCCAUGUACCUCAGGCCACAGCAUGACCUGCAGGUGACUGUCCCAGACCCCCGAGCAGCCUGCUCUCACUGCCGGGGUGACCGUGGACAGGGAGAGGGUGGAAUGUGGAAUAAAACUUGCCUACCCGC
This is a messenger RNA of Pteropus alecto (black flying fox), 1260 nucleotides long. It is a transcript of the gene PRR5, whose product is annotated as proline rich 5. The record is from RefSeq and is a predicted model, not a curated record. Gene Ontology annotation, cellular component: TORC2 complex. The transcript has 8 exons. NCBI's taxonomy places the organism in Eukaryota, Metazoa, Chordata, Mammalia, Chiroptera, Pteropodidae. Bases 149 to 775 code for a protein of 208 amino acids. Gene Ontology annotation, biological process: TORC2 signaling.